CAGGCAUCAGCACACCACCAGCAGCACACAUCAUAGGCAGCUAGCCGGGUCUGUCACUGCCCAGGAAUACUUAUACUUACUAUACUCGAGCUCAUCUCCUUGAAUCCAUCUCAUUGGGUUGUCGGAUGUAUGAUGGUGGCCUGAUACAUGGGUCCAUCCGGAUAUAGUAUGCAGGCUGCUUGUAUCAUGAUCAUGAUCAUCACUCCCAGCCUGGGUAUUUGAAUCGAUUUCUUUGAUUAUUGUCAGUGCAGUGGUGGUUGCACAUUACUCCUAUCUAUUAAUUAUCGCCUCGCUGAGAUUGUGCAUGAGUUUCGUGGGAACAAAGAGUGAUUAACCAUGCCGGAAUCGGAGUCGGAAUAUAAGGUGUCGUAUGAGUCGGAGUUGGAUACCUACCAACUCUACCACCGCUAUGAAGAACAACCAUCCAAGCCUCCCUCGGCGGUAUUAAGUGGUCCGGCUCUCCCGGCGUUGGGAAAUGCCCUGGCUGGUGCGGUCGGGGCCGCGUUAUCGAAUGUGGCUACGUAUCCGUUGAGUUUGAUCGUUGCGCGGUUGCAAACCCAGAAUCUGAAUCGGCGGGCUAAGGGGAAGUCGGGUGAUACGAGAGGUGAUGAGGAAGGGGAUACGGGAGAGGGAGAAUAUACGGGUGUGAUCGAUGCAGCGCGCAAGAUCUACAUCCAGGAAGGGAUCGGGAGCUUUUAUACCGGCCUUGCGCAGGAUACUGUCAAGUCGGUGGCAGAUUCGUUUCUGUUCUUCUUGGCGUAUGAGUACUUUCGACAGCGGAGGAUCAAGGCUCGGUUCGGGAGUGCGGGGAGGAGGAGAAAGCAUGUCGUUUUGCCGGUGCUGGAUGAGUUGGUGGUUGGGGUGUUGGCGGGGGCGUUUGCAAAGUUGUUUACCACGCCGUUGGCGAAUAUUGUGGCGAGGAAGCAGACGCAGGCGCGGACGGGGACCGGGAAGGGUUCUGCUAGUACGAGGGAGAUUGCGGCGAGGAUUAGGGCUGAGAAAGGGCUGAGGGGGUUUUGGUCAGGGUACUCGGCUUCAUUGAUUUUGACGCUGAAUCCGUCGAUUACGUUCUUCUUGAACGCCGUGUUGAAGUAUGCGGUGUUGCCGAGGAAUCAGCGACAGAGGCCGUCUGUAAUGGCGACGUUCUUGUUGGCUGCGGUUAGCAAGUCGGUGGCGUCGUCGGUGACAUAUCCGAUUUCGAUGGCGAAGACGAGAGCGCAAGUUGCUGGGAGUCAGACUUCAACGGCGAAUGGGGAGAAGAAGCAGGAGGAUGAGGGGAUUUCGUUGACACCGGCGAUUAUAAGCCAUGUGGUGGCGAUUGCGCGCACCGAGGGCGUUGGUGCGCUUUAUGCUGGGCUGCCGGGCGAGGUUCUCAAAGGGUUCUUCUCCCAUGGCUUCACGAUCUUGGCCAAGGACGCGGUGUAUUCGGCGAUCGUGCAGAGCUAUUAUCUCCUGCUGGUGGCGCUUCGAAGAUACCCGACGCCGGAGGAGCUGCUUCGGCGCGCCCGCGAACAAGCAGAGGAGUAUGCAGACGCUGCCCGCGAGGGUGCUCGUGAUCUAGCGGAGAGAACCCGGAGCGGCACCGAGGAGAUUCUGAGUCACCAGGCUGGCGGUGUGACGGUGGAUAUGACUUCAAGUGAUACUAGUUCGGGCGCAGCAGACCUGGCGGGGUCGAAUGAGACAGCGGAGAUGGUGGGAGAUUAUGUCGAGGAUGAGGGAAAUGCGAAGGAUUUAUAUCAUUGGUUCUGGGAGAAGGAGAAUUAUAGCGACGUCCUCAUGUCGACCGAACCCCAUCCAAGUCCCGGUCUCGGGGACCUGGAAAAGGAACUCACCUGCUCGAUCUGCACAGACCUGCUUUACCAACCGCUUACCCUCCUCGACUGUCUUCACACCUUCUGCGGCUCCUGUCUGAAAGAAUGGUUCUCUGCACAAGCCUCUCGCUCCCGAUCGUCUGUCCGCUUCACCUGUCCCUCCUGUCGAGCGGUCGUCCGCGAAACCCGCCCCAAUGCUACCGUCACCACAUUGCUAGAUAUGGUUCUAGCGGCCAGUCCCGACCGAGAUAGAUCGGCGGAGGAAAAGGAGGAGAUCGCGCAAAGAUACAAGCAUGGUGAUUCGGUGUUUCCUACACUGCCGUCGUCGGAACGGAGCGCUGCGGCGUCGGAUGAGGAAGAUCGGCGGUUGCUGGAAGAGGUUCGGGAACUCAGUUUGCAGGACAGUCGGGCCCGGACGAGAGCUACCGGUCAUCGGUCCAGGCAGUCAUCUCGGGCUCGUCACACUGACGGGGCAGAUACCGAUGGGUCACGACGACGGCGAGACGAGGAACGUGCGGCCCGGCGCAGACCAGCGGAUAAUGCUUCUGAGCGCACCAGACGCAUAGAGCACCAGUCUAGUCUACGGUCGUUGUUGAGUUUGUCAGAUACGGAGGCUAUACAAGAGGAAAUUCUGCGGCAAAUUCUCGAGGAAGGGCUGUUGGAUGAUAUUGAUAUGGAAAACCUGGGUCCGGCGCAGGAGGAAGAGCUUAGUGAACGCAUCGCUGAUGCUUAUCGGCGGAGGCAUAGGUUGCGGGCACGUUCGCAGCAGCGGUCGGAGAGAGAUGAGACCCGACAGGCUUCAUCGCGGACUCGUGCUCGGUCGCAGUCAGUGCAGAGACCUCAGGAGAGUUCUACACAAAACGACUCGGGCCGAAAUCCUCCUGUGUCGAGACCAUAUCUGCUUGAUCCGCUGGUGUCGCGCAACGGGGCACCCGGUCAUCAGAGGCGAUUGUCGGACCAGGGUAGCAGCCAACGGCGAACGUCACCUGUACCUGCAAACCCGGCGUCUUCGUCAGAGAUCUCAUUGAGACCUGCAGCCCGGUCGUCCAGUGAUGUGGUCGCUGAGCGUCCUCGAAACUCGCAAGCUGCACGGGUCAGGAACGAUUCGUCUGCGCCACGGUCCCGACGCGCUACAGCAUCUGAGCAGAAUGUUCCGAACAUCUGGGUGGAGGGCACUAGGGAGCGUGCAAUUCGACGCCCAGGAAGAUUAUCGAUCGAUUCUCCGCGAGUGGUGGCAUCGCCCGAGCAGAGUACACGCACUGGUUCCUGGCCAGCAAGUUCUGGGGUGACUGCACCUGCAAUCAGUUCUCUGGUAGCCGAGGUCGGCCCAGGCAGAUCAGAGGCACGCUCCCGACCAUCUUCGUCUCGAUCCAAUGCACCUCGAUCGACCACUUACAAGGAACCAUCCAUAUCAUGCGACCGAUGUGGGAAGGCCAACAUUCAAUACGAUGUACACAAGAAAUGCCGAACAUGCAAUGGCGGCGAAUAUCACCUCUGCGCUAGAUGCUAUCACCUCGGUCGCGGGUGUUUGAACUGGACAGGCUUCGGAGCAUCCGCAGAAGCGAGCUUUGAACGAAUCCUCGCUUCCUCAAGCGGCCAUCCCCAGCCGUCUAGUUCACAACAACACAUCCUCUUGUCCUGCCAGUACCGCCGUGCCCCAGACUCGGCUUACCGCUCUGAUCGAGACGGACGAGUCCUCACCACCGACGACCCUACCAACAGAUUGAUCACCGGUUUCUUCUGCGACAGCUGCCAGUCCCCGGCAAAUGACUGCUACUGGAAGUGCCAUCAAUGCAACGAAGGCGAUUGGGGGUUCUGCAACCGCUGCGUUAAUCAAGGCCGGUGCUGCACGCACGCCCUUCUUCCCAUCUGCCGCAUGGUGCGCAGCCCGCACUCCUCUCCAUCUCCAACCUCCACCGACAACAAUUCUCCCUCCCGCUCCCCGGAAACUUACAAAAUCCUCUCCAUCGCUACGAACUGUGACAUCUGUGCCCAUCCGAUCCCAGACUCUACCCCUCGCUUCCACUGUCUCCAAUGCAAUGAUGGUGACUACGAUAUUUGCACCAACUGCUACUUCCGUCUCGUGGCGAUUGGCAAGAUUCGCAAAGAAAACGGCCACAACGGCUGGCGCCGCUGCCUCAAGGGUCACCGCAUGACCGUCGUUGGAUUCGAAGAACAUGAAGAGGGCCAACGACGAGUCGUCGUCCGCGAUCUUGUUGGUGGCCGCGCCCUCAACGACGACCACCUGCAGCCCUCCCCCGCAGCCACCCCAGUCACCGCGCACUUUUCUUCGAACCACAACAUCGCCUCUCCUGAAGUCGGAUCCGGCGACUGGAGCUGGAAAGAGGGCUCUGAGCGACGGAAAAAGGCCUCGCGGAUGCGACCCUGGACGAUGAACGACCGUGACCGGGCUUCCGAACCAAGCACACCCAUUGCCAGCCCUUCACCCUUUUCUCUAUCCACCCCGGCACUGUCAUCACAAAAUCCAUCGUCUACCACCCGUCGAUAUCCACCCGACGGCGGCGUCGGACUAAUUGUCCACGCCCUAUGGUCCUGGUACCCCGAAGACGGAGUCCAAGACGAACUGAUGUUCCCGCGCGGCGCAGAGAUCACCGAGGCCGAAAACAUCAACGACGAUUGGUACUGGGGCUGCUACGCCGGACUGACGGGGCUGUUCCCGGGCGCGCAUGUAUAUGUAGCCGGCGAGGUGGCCUAGCCAGCCUGGACUGGAUCUGAUGUUGAUUUUGUGUUGAUUUCCACUGUUUGUUGAUGACUGACUAUUGAUGAUGAAGGUUCAUGACGUGCAUGAUUUAUGUAGCAUAUGUGGCAAUAUGAUGAUGAAUGAAUGAAGGAAUGAGCUAUGCAUGUUUCACGUAUUUUAUGUUGAUUCCUUUUCUGUUCGCCGUUUCUGUUCUCUGUUCUCUGUUCCUUUUGUUAGUACUCCCACGGUUCGUUACCCUCCCUAUCAUCCGUUAUUCUUCUUCCAAGACAACGCCCCAUGUCUUUCAAUUCAUACCAUAUCAGAUCAUACCAUACCAUACACGAAUACUACAUG
Aspergillus ibericus CBS 121593 is the source of this 4866-nucleotide messenger RNA. RefSeq lists its product as uncharacterized. The coding region runs from base 337 to 4527 and encodes 1396 amino acids. The record is from RefSeq and is a predicted model, not a curated record. The transcript has 5 exons. Gene Ontology annotation, molecular function: protein binding; metal ion binding. Lineage: Eukaryota; Fungi; Ascomycota; Eurotiomycetes; Eurotiales; Aspergillaceae.